Messenger RNA from Dracunculus medinensis (Guinea worm), 273 nucleotides. The record is from the annotation of a GenBank genome assembly. NCBI's taxonomy places the organism in Eukaryota, Metazoa, Nematoda, Chromadorea, Rhabditida, Dracunculidae.
AUGAUAAAUAAUUUGGCACUAGGACCAAUAUCGUUACCGUUCAGCCGAUACGUCUCCUCUAUCAGAGGUCAAGCAAAACGAGUUCGAUUGAUCAUUCUCAACGGAAGUAUGCCACUAAAAGAGAAACCAGGCAGUGUUAAGAAACACGUAGCAGGCCGUGAUCGAUCUUCGACGGGGACGCCAGGGUUUCUUAUCAAGCAUUUUGCAUAUUUCUCAAUGCCCUAUAAACGACAGAUAAUGACAGCUAUGACCCUUCCUGUUAACACUAACUAA